This is a messenger RNA of Dreissena polymorpha, 1455 nucleotides long. Its product is annotated as cation-dependent mannose-6-phosphate receptor-like. NCBI's taxonomy places the organism in Eukaryota, Metazoa, Mollusca, Bivalvia, Myida, Dreissenidae. Gene Ontology annotation, cellular component: trans-Golgi network. The record is from RefSeq and is a predicted model, not a curated record. The coding region runs from base 226 to 990 and encodes 254 amino acids. The transcript is spliced from 7 exons.
AAGAUUAUCAAUGUGAUAUUUAUCAAGACAAUUAUCAAAUCACAUUUUCAUCUUGUGUUGUACUGAUUAAUUUAAACUUACACAAACAAUGAGAAUAAUUUACAAAUACAACAUUUCUCGUUGUGUAGCAACAAUUUAAACUAUGAUGAAGCUAGGAUUUAUUAUUGGAAAAAUAUUUGGAAAUUAAUUUGUGUGGAUAAAGCAAUCAGUGUUUCAAAUCCAGCCAUGGUACACAUAGAAUAUGUUCUUAUUGUGGUGACUGUUAUUCGGAUAGCGUUUUCGGACAAAUGCGAGAAGUUAUCGUCUUGUAAAUGCGAAUGUCCCGAAGGAAUUAUUGACUUUUCAUCUCUUGGUAUGAGCGGCAAUGGACCAAGGUACAAAGACGUUUUAGCUCCGGAUGGAUACCAGUACUCGUACAACCCGUGUGAUCCUUUCUCCGAGACGAAGCCCUCCGUGUACGAAAACCACUGCCAGAACGUGGCGGCGUGUCAAAUUAUCUUCAUCAACGGUGUCUACCAGUUUUACGACACCGGUGUCCAAAAUUCGGUGACGUUUUCCACCGUUCCCGGUACCUCCCUGGGUAUCCAAGAUCAUCCCGGAAACGUUGUGGUGGCGAAAUACACGUCAGCGGAUGGUGCACGACAAACGGAGGUGGCACUUGUGUGCAACCCCCAAAACGAACAAACGGCUUUUGAUACACUUGGGGAGGUUGCCAGUGCAAAACCACUCUAUCGACACAUUCUGGUGUCUCCUUUUGCCUGUUUCGAAAGUGGGGCACUUAGUGCAGGGAGUAUUAUGCUCAUAAUAUUUUUCUCACUGCUCCUAGCCUAUUUCCUGUUCGGAGUGACUUUCAAUAGAUUCGGAAGAAACCAAACCGGAAGUGACGUAAUUCCACAAAAGGCAUUCUGGAUAUCAUUACCGACGUUAGUAAAGGACGGAAGCCUAUUUGUAGUGACAAGAGGACAACACAAACCAUACGCCGCUGUUUAAAUUUUUGACUUUUAAGGACUCAUACAUAGACGCCAAAAAUUACUUACAACAUGACCUUGUGUGUUUAUUUAUUUAUUGUUACUUUGCUCCUAUAUUUCUACUUUGUUUGCUCCUACACUUCUACUUUAAUUGCUUUUCCAUGUCUUCUUUAUUUGCUUAUGUAUUUUCUUCUGUAUUUUAUGCGCUUGUUUUUGCUUCUGUAUUUCUACUCAUGUGCUUCUGUAUGUAUUUGCUUCUUUUGAUCAUACACGAUAUAGUACGGAAAUUCUAAUUAAAUAUACAUUUUUUAACAUAUAUUUUUUUAUAGAUGUUAAAAUUAUAACAUUUUCAAAUCUUCUUUAACUGUACAUUGGUUUGAAAUGUAUAUGCUGGAAACCAAAUGUAUAUGCUGGAAACCAAAUGUAGAUGCUGGAAACCAAAUGUAUAUGCCGGAAACCAAAUUUGCUCCAUAAAGACAUAAAAGUU